Molecule: messenger RNA, 694 nt
Organism: Drosophila innubila
Lineage: Eukaryota; Metazoa; Arthropoda; Insecta; Diptera; Drosophilidae
Exons: 1
Coding region: 120-560 (146 amino acids)
Source: RefSeq, a predicted model, not a curated record
UGGCAUUGAUUUUAAUGUUAUAAACUGCCUAUUAAUAUCGAAAUUACGAGAGUGUUUUAAUACUUAUCAAUAAGAAGAUUUGAAAAGAAAUUAUUAAAGAAAAGGAAACAGAGAUAACGAUGAAUUGGCGGCAGAUUGGAUAUUUAAUUUACGGGACGAUGCUAUUAUAUGCGAUUACAUUCUCACCCAAGUUUUCUGUUACGAUAUCAUUGGAUACUAACCAUCCCAUGAGCGUCAAUACUUUGCUUCGGUUCUCAUUGCAAAACGUUCUGAUUUCAUUUGCGUUCAGCUUGUUGGCCUUUAUUCCGGCAUAUCAAAGAAUUUGCACAAGCUGUUGGUGGCAAAAGACCUGGUUUAAGGUCAUGGUUAUGCCCUGGUUCAGUGCCUGUGUCCUGAUGUUUGUGAGGAACGUUGUGCUAUUCUCUAAAUGCAUUUACCUCACCGAGAGCAUUCCCGUACGCGACUCCCUAAUAAGAGCCCUCUUAUUCUACAUUGCUAUGAUGGGAUUCGCCGUCGAGCUGAUUUGUCACUGGCAUGCAGUUUAUCGUUACCAAAAAUAGCUGCUAAUGAAUAACAAUAAUACUCUCAACUGAGCUGUGUAUGGCUCACCUACACAUACAUAUGUAUUAUUUCAUUAUAAAUAUAUAUUUUAUAAGAAACUACGGAAUGAUGACGUAUCGUUCAAUUUAAAUUC